AUGAGUGAAAAAUACAGACACUUGAAAGUAAAAGAGCUUCAAGAACUCUUGGAAAAGAAUGGUCUUUCUCAAACAGGCAAAAAGGAAGAACUUAUAGAAAGACUAGUAGAUUAUGAUAAGCGCAAAGAGUUGGAAAAGUUGGAAAAAGAAUUCAAUUUGGACGAAUUCACUGAUCCAAAGCUUCAUUCAUUUGACAUUUUGAAAGAAAGUGUUCUUUCUGAUGACGAUGACUUACUGGACGACGAACUCAUGACUCCUCUUCCAACAACAACAACAGCAACAAAACCCGCUACUACUCCUACUACUUCCACUGAAAAGACAACGACGACGGCAACGACAAAAGCAACAACAAAUGAAUCCAAGCAAGAACAACCUGCUUUCAAGUUUACCCCCAUCACCUUUGAAAAAAAGGCAUCUGCCAAAAAGGAAACUUCUAUUUCAGACCAAGCCAAACUAGAUGCUCAAAAGAAACUGGAACGAAUGAAACGUUUCGGUGUGAAAUUAAGCGAAGAAGAAAUGAAACAGAUUCGUGCUGCGCGAUUUGGUACGUUGAAUGAACAAAAGAAACAGGACGUCACCACAAAGACAAACAAAAAGGUCGAACAAGGCAAAGUGACUAAAAAGAUAAAGACACCCAUCAAGAAAAACCUAUCGACAUUGAAUAAAAAGCCCAUCAAUAUCGAUCGCAUCGUAGACAAACUGAACAAGACUCAGUUGGCUGCCAAAAAGGACAAGAAGCAUGAUGCUAGAACCAUCGUAUUUGAAAAUGGCAAAAGAAACAAGGACAAGAAAAAAACAGCUGAUCAUACGACGCAGGGUCGCAUUGUCACUAUUGAUCAUGCAACACCACAGCCCAAUCGUGCUGUCAAGAUUCAGAAAAACAAACAUGCUUCUCCUUUUGUUAAUAAGAAAAGAAAUGUUUUCAUUCAGCAAGAAAAAGCUCAGAAUUCAAAGUUCAAAAGGAGAAGAACAUGA
Rhizopus microsporus ATCC 52813 is the source of this 975-nucleotide messenger RNA. RefSeq lists its product as uncharacterized. The transcript is spliced from 4 exons. Gene Ontology annotation, biological process: poly(A)+ mRNA export from nucleus. Gene Ontology annotation, cellular component: nucleus. Lineage: Eukaryota; Fungi; Mucoromycota; Mucoromycetes; Mucorales; Rhizopodaceae. The record is from RefSeq and is a predicted model, not a curated record. Bases 1 to 975 code for a protein of 324 amino acids.